GUCUCGCUUUGAGCAGAAAAGGUGCAGGGCUUAGGUAUGAUGUCGAUAGCUCUUAUAUCCAUGUCUCCGCAUUUCACCAUUGAUACCGCUGCAUCGCGUGCUGAUGCUCUGCUUGCCGAGCUUCCAGUGAUGAGAACUAGCUGUAGUGGUGCAAUCAGACAGCCAUCCUUUCGCGCCGUGAAUGGUUGUCUCCUGCAGUAUUACACGCAUGUGGCGAUGAUGUGCGAUCUCCGCUUCUUGCGUCACUGGACGCAUACAGGUCACGUGAUCGUGCAUCUCCAGGAUCGUCCACCGCGUCGCCACCAGGAGCUUGAACUCUUUCUAUUGGAGAUUUGGUUGUUUGAAUCUUGUGGUACUCAUGUUUAUGGCAUUGUGUAGUGGGAUUUGCUCGUUGUGGUAUAAAAGGAAAUGCCUCCUUGCGUCUAGAUAGUGAGUGUGGCAGUAGAAAAAAGGACAUGAAGAUAGAAAAUGCAGGAAGUAGGCUUGGGGGAUAAAGAGAUUUGUGAGAGAUGAUUGGUGGCAC
Paraphaeosphaeria sporulosa is the source of this 523-nucleotide messenger RNA. RefSeq lists its product as uncharacterized. Bases 37 to 378 code for a protein of 113 amino acids. The record is from RefSeq and is a predicted model, not a curated record. Lineage: Eukaryota; Fungi; Ascomycota; Dothideomycetes; Pleosporales; Didymosphaeriaceae. The transcript has a single exon.